This is a messenger RNA of Trichomonas vaginalis G3, 3012 nucleotides long. RefSeq names its product coagulation factor 5/8 C-terminal domain-containing protein family. The transcript has a single exon. Bases 1 to 3012 code for a protein of 1003 amino acids. The record is from RefSeq and is a predicted model, not a curated record. NCBI's taxonomy places the organism in Eukaryota, Parabasalia, Trichomonadida, Trichomonadidae.
AUGUUUCAUCUUUUCGUCUUAUUUGUUAGCUCUCGAAAUAUCACAAUUUCGAAGCGGGGUCAAACAUCAAAAUAUACUAUCUAUUAUCCUAAAACAGAACGCGGCCAACAACCAUGGUGGCGUACAGCAGCACGCGAGAUGCAAGCAGGAAUCAAAAACAUCACCGGUGAAGUUAUUCCAAUGAUCACGGACGACAACAAACUCGAAGGCAAAGGCAUUUUUAUUGGUCCUACUAAGUAUUCUAAAGAAAUGACAACUUUACGUUUUACAGAUUUAGGUCUUGAUGCAUAUGAGAUCCGAUUUGUUGGUGACGAACAUAUUAUUAUCAACAGUGGUUCACGUGGCACUAUUUAUGGUGUCUAUGAACUUUUAGAACAAUACGCUAAAUUUCGUUUUUACACUACAUGGAUGGAAUUCUAUCCGUCAGCUGAAGAAUUCAAUGUUGAUUCUGAAGUUAACAUCAGUGACGUUGCCGCAUAUCAAUAUCGCCAUAUUUGGGCCACAGACACAGCAUAUGGUUAUCUCCAUAGUAUUCGCAAACGAGUAAACACAGGCAGCCAAAACGUGGGAAAUACAUAUGGUGGUUUCAAAUGGUACACAUUCGAAACACAUACAUUUCGUUACCAAAUGCCAGUCAAUGAAUAUCCACUUGAAAAAUAUCCUGAAAUGUGGGCCUUGUUACCCGAUGGAUCACGAUCUAGAAGUGCUCCUUGCCUCUCAAAUCAAAAAGCCUUUGAUGUUAUACUUACCAAUAUCCUCAAAAAAGUUGAUGCAGAUAAUACAUCAUCAUGCAUUGAAGUUGGGCAUAAUGAUGAUCACGAGUAUUGCCAUUGCCCUGAUUGCUCUGCAAAGCAAACAAAAUAUGGUGAUAGAUACUCUGGAGUUAUGUUAGAGUUUGUCAAUCGAUUGGCUGAUGCAAUUAAGCUGAAAUAUCCGAAUCAUAUUAUCAAAAUGCUUGCAUACUACAUGACAGAAGACCCUCCAUUUAAUAUUGUCGGAAGAGACAAUGUCGCAAUUAAGUUUUGCCCAAUCAGAAAUGACAUCGGACACGCUGUUAACGAAUCUCAAGAUCUGGAUACAAUAAAAUCCAUUGAGAGAUUAAAAAAUUGGACUAAGGUUGUUAAGCAUAUUCAACUAUUUGAAUAUUAUACUAAUUUUAAUUACCCAAUGCAUAUUUAUCCUAAUAACGAUAUGAUAGGGAAAAAUUUACAAUUCUAUGCAAAAUUACAUAUAGAAGAAUAUAUGGGAGAAGAUGAUCUAUGGAUCUUGAACAAUCCAUUUAGAAGAGUCCAGCACACACAUAUGACAUAUUAUAGACAAUACAUACAAUCGAAAAUGAUGUUUUAUCCAGAUCGUCCGCUUCGUUAUUAUGAAGAUGAUUUCCUCUAUGGAUUUUAUGGGGCUGCAGCUGCUUCAUAUGUGCGAAGAUACUUAGAUGCUUCAGCUGAACUUGGAAAACUCAGACCAACGACUUCAAUUCCAUGCAUAGGUGGCCCUAUUUCUAGUAUUCAAAGCGAUAAUUUCAAUUACUACGCAAGAUGGCUCUGGGGUAAAGCUGUUGAAGGUGCAAUGGCAUCAGGAACAGAAAAACAAAUAUUUAAUACAUUAAUGGGAGAAAUACCAGCAAUGAACACAGUUUAUACCAUGGAGAAAGGUAAAUUAUGGCCAUUAAUUAUUGACUCCAAAAGAAGGGUCAGAUGCCAAGGCGCACAAUUCGAGGAAAUCGGAACAAAAAUUUUAGACAGAUGUCAUAAUUUAUCAUAUGUUGAUCCUUACACUAAAGGAAUUUGCUAUAUCAUACUUCACUUAGAAAAAUAUGGUCCUGCUGUUUAUGCAGAUUAUAAGUUGUACAGUGAAGGUGUUCCAGCAAUCAUUCUUAAAUCAGGUAAACUAAAAGCAAUUUCAGGUGAAGAACCAGCAUAUGGAAAAGUUUUCUCUUUUACCAAGAAUGGAGAAGAAUUCAUUGAUAAUGUCGAAUGUUUAGAUUUCUGUAUGUUCCGUACAUUCAAGAUCACCGGUCACAUCAACUACAACAUGAAACUUAUUAAAAACACAGACACAUAUGCCCAUUUCAAAUAUGAUCCAUCAGACUAUACACUUGAGAAAACAUAUACAUUAAAUGAUGACAAAUUAACAAUCAAUGUUAAAUAUCGAUACAAAGGAUGCAGCGAUUGUGGAGAUUUCAAAGGACGUCCAACAUUAUCAGUUCCUCUUGAUUUAGGUGACAGCAAAGAUGUUUUCUACAAGUUAGGUGAUGGUCCAUGGGUUCGUCCUCAUUUUGAUGUUGUUGCUACAUUUGUUAAUCACUUUGGUCAUAAUCUUAAUGGAGAAAAAUCAUUCUCCAUCUGCAAUGGUCGAACUCGGAAAGGCAUGCGAUUUGAAUUUCCUCCAUCGAAAGUCAACUACUUCUCAUGCUGCUUAAACAAAUCAUCUAAAUUCAUCAAAGUAUACACAGGUCAAUCAUAUCUUCACAUGAGAGUCGGUGACACAUAUGAAACAUCUAUUUCAUUAUCUCCUCUUGAAAAUGUUCUUGAUUUACCACAGAUUGAUAUGCCAAACUUAGACACGGGUGACAAAACUAUCCAUUAUUAUCCAAUGUAUUAUAUCAAUGACAUUGCAUUCCCUAAUGGUGGAGUCAAUCAACACAUUCCAGUUGCUGAUGAUCUUUCAUUUGCUGGUAUUUCAUCAUAUGUCAAAACAGGAUUACCUGACUUUGGAAGCAGACUUUCAUUCUAUCCAGAAUAUAAUAUUCCUUGGGUUUCAGGAAUCUCAGGCGGAAGCUUCACAUUGAGAAUAAGAGUUCGAUGCAUUAAUAGAUCUGGAGAAGACACUCCUUGGUGGUUUGGAUAUACAACUCCAAACAAAGAUACAUGGGCGACAGGGGGUUCCAAAUCUCAAAUUCCUAAAGAAGAUAGGUACUUUUAUGUAGAUUAUAAAGAAAAUCAUGAUCUCCAUUCAAAUACAAAUUAUUGGUUGCACCCAUUAGCUAUUUGUGGGAAGUAUGUAUGUUGA